AACAGCUCCUGAAAAGCUGAAGAGGUCGCAGUAAACACACCUGCGCGCGCGCACACACACACACCGCACUCAUGCACCGAAUAUAUUUAUAAAGUUAUUUAGAAGUGUAAGAAAGAAGAAAGAAGAAGUUUUCCCCGUCAUGCUACUUUGCCGUGUUUCCGCUUUAGCGAGGCGGGGACUGGGCGCGCGGAGAGUCGCCGCGUUCCGGCCCGCUCUCUCCUUCAGUUCCGCCGGGGACGCAGCGGCCGCUCCCGGGGCCGGAGCUCAGCCUCCGGGGGAGUACCAGGACACCGUGCUGCUGCCGCGCACACACUUCUCCAUGAAGAUGAGCGGACAGAAGUUGCUGGACCUUGAGCUGCGGAUACAGCGGGAGUGUGGUUUUGACCAGCUGUACACGUGGCAGAGAGAGAGGAAAGCCAAGAAGGAGUUUUGCCUACAUGACGGUCCGCCUUACGCCAAUGGAGACGCCCACGUGGGCCACGCCCUCAACAAGAUCCUGAAAGAUAUCCACAGUCGGUUCGAGGUUCUGCGAGGCAGGAAGGUGCACUAUGUCCCCGGCUGGGACUGUCAUGGUCUUCCCAUCGAGCUGAAAGCCCUGGGCGAGCUCCACACCACACACCUGACCCCUCUACAGAUCAGACAGAAAGCUCGGGAGUUUGCAGAAUCAGCGAUUGCGAGUCAGCGGGCAUCGUUCCAGCGCUGGGGUGUCAUGGCCGACUGGGAGAACUGUUACUACACGUUCACCGGCUCAUACGAGGCGGCGCAGCUCCGUGUCUUCCAGGACAUGCACAGCAAGGGUUUAAUUUAUCAGGACUAUAAACCUGUCUUCUGGUCUCCGUCUUCCAGGACGGCGUUAGCCGAAGCAGAGCUGGAGUAUAACUCUGAGCAUGUGAGCACAGCAGUGUACGCUACCUUCCCUCUCAACACACUCCCGCCUAAACUAGCGACAAGCUUAGGGGAUUUGGGUAAGGUGUGUGUGCUGGUGUGGACAACACAACCGUGGACGAUUCCAGCCAACCAGGCAGUGUGCUUCAUGCCCAAGGCACAGUACUCUUUAGUGAAGAGACGUGAUAAUGAACAGCUCCUCCUGCUGGCCACCGAGCGCAUUGCAAGCCUCAGCACUACACUGAGCACUGAACUACAAAACCUGGCCACAUUCACAGGCUCUGAUCUGGAGGGCGGAGUCUGCCAACAUCCCACACUUCCCGGAAAGGAGGUUCCCCUUUUGCCAGCCAAUCACGUGACCAUGGCUAAAGGAACCGGAUUGGUCCACACGGCUCCCGCUCACGGCAUGGAGGACUACAGCGUGGCCACUCACUUUCACCUGCCCGUGGAGUGCAUGGUGGAUGAGGAGGGCAGGUUUACGGAGGCGGCUGGUGCUGAGCUACAGGGGCAGAGUGUGCUGAAGGAGGGAACAUCUACAGUCAUCUCCAUGCUGCGCGCCGCUGGAGCGCUGCUGAAGGAGGAGCAGUGUGUGCACAGUUACCCAUACGACUGGCGCAGUAAGACGCCGGUGGUGAUCCGAGCCAGCAAGCAGUGGUUCAUAAACACGGCCAACCUGAAAGACAUGGCUAAGGAGGUGCUGCAGAAGGUGCGCGUGAUGCCCGAGUCGGCCAGGGCGAGUCUCUUGGCGAUGCUGGACAGACGGACGUACUGGUGUAUCUCACGUCAGAGGAGCUGGGGCGUCCCGAUCCCUGUCUUCUACCACAGACAGACUGGAGAGCCGCUCAUCAACAAGCACACCGUGGCUCACAUAGCCAACGUGUUUGCAGAGAAAGGAAGCGACAGCUGGUGGGCGGAGCCUUUGGAAACACUACUUCCUCCCGAUGUACUGAAGAAGAGUAAAGCCGGGGACGUGACGGAUUACGUGCGUGGUGAGGAUGUGCUGGACAUCUGGUUUGAUAGUGGGACGUCCUGGGCUGCUGUGCUGCAGGCGGGUGAGGAAGACAACAGCAGGGGCAAACGGGGCUGGUUAAGCAAACAAGAGGCAGACCCGAGGGCAGACGUCUACGUAGAGGGGAAGGAUCAGAUCGGAGGAUGGUUCCAGUCGUCUCUGCUGACUAGUGUGGCAGUGCGCAACAAAGCACCAUAUAAGAAGUUGGUGGUUCAUGGAUUUGUGCUCAGUGAGAAAGGAGAGAAAAUGUCUAAGUCCCUGGGGAACGUCGUUGACCCCAGCGUGGUCAUUAACGGAGGAGCGGAUUCCACUGUUUCUCCUCCGUAUGGUGCAGAUGUUUUAAGGUGGUGGGUUGCAGAGUCCAACGUUUUCUCCGAGGUCCAAAUCGGACCCAAAGCACUGAACGCAGCCAAAGAGAGCAUCAACAAGCUGAGGAACACUCUGAGGUUCUUGCUGGGGAACCUGCAGGGUUUUGACCCUCGUACUCAGGCUGUGGACUCCAAAGACAUGCACUACAUCGACCAGUACUUACUGCACCUGCUCCGAGAGUACAGCAUCAAGGUAACCGAUGCCUACAGUGAGUUCGACUGCGGUCGAGUGAUUCGUCUUCUGCAGGCCUUCAUCACGCGAGACCUGAGCAGCUUCUACUUCAGCAUCAUCAAAGACAGGCUGUACUGUGAUGGGGAGAACUCGUUGGGCAGGAGAUCGUGUCAGACAGUACUUGAGGAGAUUUUAGACGGCGUGACUCGCUCCAUCGCUCCUAUCCUGCCUCACCUGGCAGAGGAGGUGUACCAGCAUGCACCAGGGCACGACGAAGGUGAGACUCUGUUCCGGAGCGGUUGGAUUAAGAGCAGCCCGGUCUGGAGGAAACCCGGGCUGGAGGAAGCGGUCGAGGGGGCGUGUGCCAUCAGAGACUCCUUCCUGUCCUCCAUCCCAGGAUGCAAUGCAGCCGAGUACGACCUGACCAUCGCCAUCGAGCCCGGCCUCUUCUUCGAGCUCAUGGAGUCCCUGCAGGAGGAACCGACCUCGAUGUCGUCCCAGCUGACGGAGCUGAUGAUGGCGUCGCGCACCACGCUGACCAGCGAUCUGCCCCGAGACCUGCCCUCUGAUGCUGUAAUCAGCAAGGGCAGCUUCGUCAUCAACCUGGAGGGUGGCGUUAUCCAUGAAGAGAGCGCGUACACCGUGGCCGCCAUUCCCAUCUCUCUGUCCCGCUGCCCUCGGUGCCGCCGUUACACCUCGGACACGCCCGACUGCCUGUGCUCACGGUGUCAAAUGGUCAUCGGGAAAGCCCAGUAAAACCGGUUCCGCCUGCACCUUUUCCCUGGCUCCGCCCACUCUGGCUGAACUAUAAGAAGCUUCAGAAUGCUUCCUACCCAUAAUUCCUGAUGCUGACUGCAACGCGUGUUUGAGUAACGCAGGCUUUGUGUUCAGCAACAAUAUAUACAACAGAUACGUCAUAGAAGUGACCGGUCAUGUUAAGAAAAUAAAAAUAUUCAUUCAGAAGGAAAAAGGACACAACGGAGCACUGCCGCAGGCCUAAUGUGUGUUUAUUCAUGUUCAUUUGUUCAGCUGUGUGUGUGUGAAAGAGGCAGAAGGAUGAUGCCAGAGUCUGAAGUAGAAGAUGAAUGGAAUAUGUUUUAUUUUUAUUUACAUUAUAUCUAAAUAGAUGGGUUUGGGGAGAGGGAGAAAAGAGGGAGUGAUAAUUAAGUAAAGAAAUAAAAGCACUCUGUGAGCUGAGCUCUCGCACCGUUUACCUGUAAAUGACAAACUGCUUUCUAUUGAACGUUUGCUUUUCCCUCUGCACAAAUCGAAUUCAUUAAAAAACAAAAAAAAGAAGUGUGUUUUUACCCCAUAAAGCAUAGAGAAGGUAAAGAACUUCAACGAGCAUCUGUGAAGAAGACCAUUAGUCACGCCCACUCAACGUUUUGCUUGUAGAGUAAAAUGGCACCAUAAACUAACACUGCCUGAAUAGAGCUUUAGACUCUUUUUUUUUUUUUUUUGCUCAUAGCAAACACAACGUGUGUGUGUGUGUGUGUGUGUGUGUGUGUGUGUGUUAGGAACCGAAGCAAGACACAAAAGUCGUGACAAGUUUAAUCUUUUAUAUAGCACUUUUAGUGGAUUUGGCUCUGUACAAUAAGAAACAGCAGCACCGGUGCAGAGUAAAGUGUGUGUGUGUGUGUGUGAGCGGCUAUUCUGCAUAACGUACCUCUGUCUCAGGCGUAAAAUACACGACUCGUAGUAGACACAAAUUACAUUUACAACCCAAACUCCAUUCCUCUGAUAGGAAGAAAGAAAGAAGAAAAGGACGGAUGUUACCUUAGUGUUUAAAUUGCCCCCAAAACUUUAUAUAUUUCAACGGAUAAUGAAAUAAAACGAUCUAUUCUAUCUGCAGAUGAGUUAAUAAAUGUUAAUGAUUCAUGAGCCUUCACUCUGUCCAUUAAGAGGAAGACAGAGCGUAGAGAAUGAAGUACUGCAUGUAGGAUUAGCAGCAUGGAGCACAGAGGCUGGGCUUCAACACACUUCACCAUUAAAAUGCAUAGAACUGCAAACACUGAUCCUCGCUCUCUCUCUCUCGUGAACUGGAUCCAAAUAAAUACUUAAUAAUCGUUUACAUGUCCUUCCUCACACCAGAUACAGUCCAUCAGCCAGGACGCAUAUUUUCUGUGAAAGUCCACCAUGAACAUGAAGUGAACCUCACACUGGACACUGCACAGCUUUCAUAUAGUCGUUUCUAUAGUAACAGCUCAUCCACUAGGAUAUGAACAUAAGCGGUUAAGGAAGGAGUCUCCAGUGUCAGCGCUCUGACCGAUCAUAAAUAUUUUCAUAGAUAGUUGUUUAUGGACGUUUCAUUAUAUUUAAAUAAAAUAAAUCGCUGUGGUACUGAGACUCAUCAUCAUUCUCAUCAUUAUCCUUAUCCUCCUUCUCCUCAUCUUCAUCAUCCUUAUC
Hemibagrus wyckioides is the source of this 4840-nucleotide messenger RNA. Its product is annotated as isoleucine--tRNA ligase, mitochondrial-like. The coding region runs from base 140 to 3190 and encodes 1016 amino acids. Lineage: Eukaryota; Metazoa; Chordata; Actinopteri; Siluriformes; Bagridae. The transcript has 24 exons. Gene Ontology annotation, molecular function: tRNA binding; aminoacyl-tRNA deacylase activity; isoleucine-tRNA ligase activity. Gene Ontology annotation, cellular component: cytosol. Gene Ontology annotation, biological process: isoleucyl-tRNA aminoacylation. The record is from RefSeq and is a predicted model, not a curated record.